CUAGUGCCUCCGGAUGCAAACACACUGCGUGGCCCUUGCGAGCGAUUCUCAAGGACGCCCCAAGCGCGCUUGCUGGGCGAGACCGACGUCAGAGCGCUACGAACAUGACACUUUCAGGAACUGUGGAGGUGGCCUCAAGCUGGCCCAACGGACUCCACGGUCGUCGUCGCUUGUGGUACCGAUUCUGUCAGUUUCUGACAUUCCGCGAGAACCAGAUGACUUCGUUGCGCCCUGAUUGGAGAUGCAGAUUAGGGGGAGCCGGCGUCAGCGUCGUCGAUCGUGUUGUGGAAUUGGCGCUGAAAUCCAGAUGGCCAAGAGAAUGGAUGGACAUUGCAGGAAUUGACCGGACGCGGAACGGAGACAGUCGACACGCACGAGGGAAGGGGGAUUGGAAGGGAGCAAGGCACGUGGUUAUCAUCGGUCCUGCCAAGACUAGUGUCUUGUCCCGGCGGCGCCCGGACAACUUCUGUCAAGACUCAAGACUCAAAAUCUUGUUCAGGCUGGUCGGCUUCCUUUCAACCCUCCGAUUCGGCCGGCAGGGCGAUCAACGACCAUCAACGGAACAGACGCGCGGAACGGGAUUACGUGCAGGGCGGUUCUGAAGCAAGGGUUAGUUAGAAUUCGAACAUGGAUACAGUUCAAGUGGGUCGCAUGCUCUUACAGCUCACGUAGCCUGGCGACCGAUGCGACUUGGCCCCGGCCGAUCCCAGUCUCGAGAGAUAUCAGCCUGAACAUCAGAGAUGUCAAGCAGAACCAUCGGAGCAUCGCGAAAAAUGUUUACUGCCGGUUGGACUAGUGAAUUUUUGAUCGAUUUGAAUGGAAUCCCACGGUCGAAUAUGAUAAGAUGCUA
This is a messenger RNA of Mycena citricolor, 850 nucleotides long. The record is from the annotation of a GenBank genome assembly. Lineage: Eukaryota; Fungi; Basidiomycota; Agaricomycetes; Agaricales; Mycenaceae.